Messenger RNA from Drosophila rhopaloa, 2151 nucleotides. It is a transcript of the gene SdhAL, whose product is annotated as succinate dehydrogenase [ubiquinone] flavoprotein subunit, mitochondrial. Lineage: Eukaryota; Metazoa; Arthropoda; Insecta; Diptera; Drosophilidae. Gene Ontology annotation, biological process: tricarboxylic acid cycle; mitochondrial electron transport, succinate to ubiquinone. Gene Ontology annotation, molecular function: succinate dehydrogenase (quinone) activity; electron transfer activity; flavin adenine dinucleotide binding. The coding region runs from base 57 to 2012 and encodes 651 amino acids. The record is from RefSeq and is a predicted model, not a curated record. The transcript has a single exon.
UUCAACAUUGCAAAACUCGACCUAGUUAAGUAGUUAGACUAGGACCACCACUGAAAAUGAAUCGCCUGUUCGUUAAAAGAGCGGCUCAACCUUUAUCCAGGACCCUUCUCAGUCCAAGUGUGAGUGGCUUGUUCCAAGUAACAUCCACUAGAAACUCCUGUUGCAAGGAUGAGUACGCCCUGACAGACCACAAGUUCGAUGCGAUUGUGAUCGGAGCGGGCGGAGCGGGAAUGCGGGCGGGAUUUGGGCUGGCGGAGAAGGGUUUCAAGACGGCCAUGAUCUCGAAACUGUUUCCCACGAGAUCCCACACGGUGGCUGCCCAGGGCGGCGUCAAUGCGGCCCUGGCCAAUAUGGACAAGGACGACUGGAAGUUCCACUUCUACGACACGGUCAAGGGCAGCGACUGGCUGGGCGAUCAGAACGCCAUCCACUACAUGUGCCGCGAGGCGGAGAAGGCGAUCUACGAGUUGGACAUGUACGGGAUGCCCUUCUCCCGGCGACCGGACGGAAAGAUCUACCAGCGGCCCUUUGGAGGUCAGACUUUGGACUACGGGAAGGGCGGGGUGGCCAGAAGGGCAUGCGCAUGCGCAGAUCGCACGGGCCAUGCCCUCAUCCACACGCUCUACGGACAGUCCCUGAAGUACGCCGACUGCUGCCACUACUUCGUGGACUACUUCGUCCUGGAUCUCAUCAUGUCGCGGGGCAGAUGCGUGGGUUGCUUGGCCUGGAAGCUGGACGAUGGCACCUUCCAUCGGUUUCUGGCCAACAACACUGUGGUGGCCGCCGGCGGUUGUGGUCGCGUCUAUUUCUCCACCACCGCCGGGCAUACGUGCACGGGUGAUGGCAAUGCCUGGGUGUCCAGGCAGGAGCUCCCGCUCAUGGACAUGGAGUUCGUGCAGUUCCAUCCCACGGGUAUCUACGGAGCAGGGUGUCUGAUCACCGAGGGCGUUCGAGGGGAGGGCGGCUUCUUCCUGAACUCCAAGGGAGAACGCUUCAUGGAGCGCUACGCCCCGAAGGCCAAGGAUCUGGCCUCCAGGGAUGUGGUGGCUCGGGCCAUGACCAUGGAGGUCCUGGCCGGCAAUGGUUGUGGUCCCCUGCAGGAUCAUGUGCACCUGCAGCUCCACCACAUUGACCCCAAGAUCAUCAGGGAGCGGUUGCCGGGUAUUUUGGCCACUGCGAAGAUCUUUGCCAAAGUGGACGUGACCAAGGAACCAGUGCCGGUUCUACCAACAGUGCACUAUAUCAUGGGAGGAAUUCCAACGAACCAUAGGGGAAGGGUGAUCACGGUCGACGAGAAUGGCUGUGAGCAGGAGGUCAAGGGACUCUACUCCUGCGGAGAAACAUCCUGCGCCUCGGUUCACGGGGCCAAUCGAUUGGGGGCCAACUCCCUGCUGGAUUUGAUCAUCUUCGGUCGGAUGUGUGCCUUUGAUAUUGCCGAAGACAGCUGUCCGGGUGACAAGCCACCCGAGGUGGAUGCCAAGGCCACGGAAAAGUCGCUGGAAAACUUCAAGUGUCUGCGCAACGCAAAUGGAGGCACUCCGACUGCCUGUUUAAGGAUCGAACUGCAGCGCACCAUGACCAAACACGCCGCUGUUUUCCGGGAUGGAAAACUCCUCAAGGAGGGCCUGCUCAAGAUCGCCGAGUUGUGCAAUCAGUUCAAGGACAUAAAGGUCACCGAUCGCACUCUGGUGUGGAACACCGAUCUCGUGGAGACAUUGGAGCUGCAAAACAUGCUAGCGAAUGCCGUGCACAUCAUUACGGCCAUGGAGAAUCGCAAGGAGUCGAGGGGUUCGCAUGCUCGCGAGGAUUUCAAGACGCGCCUGGAUGAACUGGACUAUGGGGCACCGAUGGCCGGGCAGAAAAAGAAGCCCAUAGAUGAGCACUGGCGCAAACACACCUUGACCUUUGUCCUGGGCAACAAGGGCUGUGCCUCGAUCAAAUAUCGUCCGGUGGUGGACACCACUUUAGACGACUCAGUAGCCUCCAUUCCACCAGCUCCACGCACCUAUUGAUUGUUUGCGGCGGUUUCGAACAGGUUUAUCUUAACAUCACUUAUGUUGAUAAGGAUUUAUACAUGUAUACACUAACGAAAAUAUUUAUUGAUUCGUACAAGUCAUUGAGUAAAAUAAAGUGUUAAGAAUGCAAAUUCAA